Molecule: messenger RNA, 502 nt
Organism: Solenopsis invicta (red fire ant)
Lineage: Eukaryota; Metazoa; Arthropoda; Insecta; Hymenoptera; Formicidae
Gene: RpL32
Product: 60S ribosomal protein L32
Exons: 4
Coding region: 58-462 (134 amino acids)
Biological process (GO): translation
Cellular component (GO): ribosome; cytosolic large ribosomal subunit
Molecular function (GO): structural constituent of ribosome
Source: RefSeq, marked provisional
UCUGCCUUUCCUGUUUACGACAUAUUGGCAAGUGUGAUACGCUGAACACGACUCAAAAUGUCUAUCCGACCGGUCUACCGACCUAAAAUCGUGAAGAAAAGGACGAAAAAGUUUAUCAGGCAUCAGAGUGAUAGAUACAAUAAACUCAAGCGCAACUGGCGUAAACCAAAGGGUAUUGAUAACAGAGUACGUAGGCGUUUCAAGGGCCAGUACUUGAUGCCUAGCAUUGGUUACGGUAGCAACAAGAAAACACGUCACAUGCUACCCACUGGUUUCCGCAAGGUUCUUGUACAUAAUGUGAAGGAACUUGAAGUUUUAAUGAUGCAAAAUCGCAAGUUCUGCGCGGAGAUUGCACAUGCUGUUAGCAGCAAGAAAAGGAAGAGCAUUGUCGAGCGUGCUCAACAGCUUUCGAUACGCGUAACUAAUGCCAGUGCACGUUUGCGUUCGGAAGAGAAUGAGUAAGCAUUACUUUUCGUGUAUUUUGGCAAUAAAAUGUUAAAAA